Messenger RNA from Medioppia subpectinata, 816 nucleotides. The record is from the annotation of a GenBank genome assembly. Lineage: Eukaryota; Metazoa; Arthropoda; Arachnida; Sarcoptiformes; Oppiidae.
AUGGGUGCCGACAAACCGUGGAAACAAAGGCCCGAAUGUGAAGGAACCAGUCAUCUUAAAAAGGAUGCUAACCCCAAGGGUCGGGUCAUCAUAUUUGUUACGCUACCCGAGUUGGCCAAUGAGGCCGAACGAUUCAAAUCAAUUUUCACACAAUUACUAUUUAAAUCAGAUGUUUAUUCUGGAUUGACCUGUGACGAGAUUAAAAAUAAAUUGACCGAGGUGGCCAAUACAGACACAUACAAUGGCGACGCUUUUAUUAUGAUGUUUAUCGGCAACGGCUUUAAUGAGCACAUCAUAGGCCGGACAGACACAAGUCAAUGGCCACCAAAUGAGUGCGAUAUUAUGGCCUUCAGUGAAAUAGUGGCCACAUUUGCCUGGACUCGUGCGCCCGCUUUGCGUCAUAAGACCAAGCAAUUGAGCCCGAAGAUUGAAAUGGUGGCUGAUUUUAUGGGCCCUAUAGAAUCGUCACUUAUUAAUAAGUUGAAGAUGCUCGAUCCUAAGUUUGAUUUCGACAAUACACAGACUCACGUAAUAUAUGCGUGUCGUGAGGGGUUCCGAAUAAAUCCUUACACGGAUGUACCUGGUCCAAUUGGAAGCGUUAGUCUAUUCGGUCAAGCAUUUAGCCAUACAAUAGCUCAAUACUCGGCGUAUAAUAGCCUGACUGAGAUGCUUGCUAUGACACUAAACCGAAUGGAAACCGAUUUAAUGGAUAAAGAUUUUAAGCAAAGGCCAGAAAUUGAAACGUUUAACGCAACCACUCUUGAUCAAUUUAGUCAUUACAGGAGAUGUAUAUUAAGCCAAUAUACGAGUAAGUAA